This is a messenger RNA of Penicillium chermesinum, 183 nucleotides long. RefSeq lists its product as uncharacterized. NCBI's taxonomy places the organism in Eukaryota, Fungi, Ascomycota, Eurotiomycetes, Eurotiales, Aspergillaceae. The transcript has 2 exons. The record is from RefSeq and is a predicted model, not a curated record. The coding region runs from base 1 to 183 and encodes 60 amino acids.
AUGUCACUGGAAGUGGUGACCACCCCCCGAGCAAUAUCAUGGCUAUGUGGUGGCUCUCGAAUUGCGGCUUGUGGGCUGAACCACGGCGAUAUGAAGUACGUGGCGCGCUCGAUCGCUCAAUAUCUAAAGGAUUUCAGGGAUUGGUUCCUUUUAUUGAGGGGGCCUGCGAAUUGGGGGCGUUAG